Messenger RNA from Cottoperca gobio, 2472 nucleotides. It is a transcript of the gene slc60a1b, whose product is annotated as major facilitator superfamily domain containing 4Ab. Gene Ontology annotation, molecular function: D-glucose transmembrane transporter activity. The record is from RefSeq and is a predicted model, not a curated record. The coding region runs from base 593 to 2152 and encodes 519 amino acids. Gene Ontology annotation, biological process: transmembrane transport. The transcript is spliced from 12 exons. NCBI's taxonomy places the organism in Eukaryota, Metazoa, Chordata, Actinopteri, Perciformes, Bovichtidae.
ACAUUCCGUCACUGAUUGAGUAAACAUACGAGCGCCACAAGCUAACAUGGUGUUUAGCUUACUAGCUUUGUAGUUCAUUACAUUUAAAUGUAAUGUUACACUUUUUUAUUAAAUGAUGAUACACUUUCAAAUCUAAUUUUAAAAACUGUCGGCCAUGUGUGGCUUUGUGAUGCAUCCAUCUAGUGCACGUAGAAGUGCAUCCAAGCUCCUUAAGUGAUGCAAGGUUGUCCAGGUAUGAAGGAAACAACAACCUGUCCAUGUGUGUUGUUAGUUCCUGAAUGAUGCAUCUUUCAUUGAUAGCGUUGGAAGUGCCAUGACUUAUAAAUCCACACUUUCAGGUAGCAUUUCAACACAGACUCUUUUUCAUUGCUAAUCAUUGACACAAUUCAAAUAGUCAUAUUAUUGUUGGAAGAAUCUCCACUUCACACAUUAACUCAAGAGGACAUCCUUUUCAGUUAAGCAAUCCAAAGAGGAGGGCGCUAAGCACUUUAAAAAAGAUCAAGAAAACUCAAAGUAUCCUCAAAACUCCCCAGAGGUGCUGUAAGAUCGCAGACUGUUUCGCUGAGGUACGUCUGUCUUUACUGUGGUCAAGAUGUUUGUGGACGAGCGGAUCGUGACUCUGUUCAAAAGGAAUUUCCAUCACACGCUGACCUACUGGAGUGUUUUCUUCAGCUUUGGACUCUGCAUUGCUUUCCUUGGACCUACAAUUUUGGACUUGCAAUGUCAAACAAGCUCAACACUUAGUCAGAUCACCUGGGUGUUCUUUGCCCAGCAGUUCUGCUUGUUGAUCGGCAGCUCUAUUGGUGGUGUUUUCAAGAAGACGUUGUUCAGUGCUCUAGCUGCCUUAUUUGUGUCUGCUCUCGUCAUCUCUGUAAUAUUUGCCAUAAUCCCUCUGUGCAAUAAUGUUCUCCUGCUCGCCAUCGCCAUGGCUGUGUCUGGGUUUGCGAUGGGCAUUAUUGACACCAUCGCUAACAUCCAACUGGUGACCAUCUAUCAGAGGGACUCUGCGGUCUUCUUACAGGCUCUUCAUUUCUUCAUUGGGUUCGGAGCCCUGGUGAGCCCACUGAUUGCGGACCCUUUCCUCUCAGAGACGGGCUGUGGGAAUCACACGGGGAAUGAGACUGAGGUCAUGCAUCAUUUCAGGAACCUGCUGAGAAACAGUCCGAUUGCAGAGCACAAUAUAACUCAGAGCCACCUGCCCCACCACGAGGGAGGGGACGAGUCCAAUGUGCACUAUGCCUUCUGGAUCAUGGCGCUCAUCAAUCUGCCCGUGCCCAUCGCAGUCCUGUUCCUGAUGUAUCGGGAGCAGCUGAUCCCAUUUUGCCAACAAGGCACUCCUCGUCUCCUGGACAAAGAUGAACUGUCAAUGGAGAACCAGCAGGGGGCCGAGGGCUCGGAUGUGGAGCAGAAAGAACAUGAAGCUGGAGGUCAUGGGGAUAUCUUUAGCUGCUGCAGGAAUGAUAACCUGCGCGGUCUGCCAGUAUCCUUCUUUAUGAUUCAUAUCCUCGGUGGGAUGGUGCUCUUCAUGACCGAUGGCAUUGUGGGUGCAUACGCCGGCUUUGUGUACACCUACGGUGUGUCACCACCUAUGUCCUUGCCUCAUAAGACAGCGGGUUACCUGGCCAGUAUCUUUUGGGCAGCGAUCACUGUUGGACGUCUAGUGUCCAUUCCUCUCUCGUACCGUUUCCAGCCUGUGAGACUGCUCAUGUUCAACCUGGCAGGUGCUAUUGUUACUGUCCUCAUGCUGCUUAUUUUCUACACCAGCAACACCUUUCUGUUUGUCGGGACCUGUUUAUGUGGGCUUUUCCUCAGCAGCAUAUUCCCCUGUAUGCUCGCCUAUACUGAAGACAUCCUUGAUUAUCAGGGAUGUGCAACAUCAGUCCUGGUGACAAGUGCAGGGAUGGGAGAGAUGGUGAUGCAGGUUCUGGUUGGCUCAAUUAUCCAGACUGAAGGCAGCUACAGCUUCCUGCUGUGCGGAAUGAUAAUCGCCUGCCUUGGAUUUAUCUUCUUCAUUGGUCUCCUGCUGUUCCAUCGGAUGCACAGAAAUUACCUCUCAGGAACAACGAAAAAGUCAGGCAUGGUGGAGGAACCAGCAGCAGAGCAGAAUGGAUCUGCCAAAACAGAACAGAAAGAGGAGCCAGGGAGCAGCUGAGAGGAGCAGCAGCUGUGUUUUGUUCUUUUGUGGCUACUGUAGGGGAGGAAGUAUUACAGAAAUCUAUCUUCAAAGAAGUUGCAUCAAAGCCUACCAAAUGAACAUUGUGCUGAUGUAGUUGUCUUACCUACUGUUAAAGGUUGUAGUUAAAACUCUUAGAUUGUUUCUUCUGUUUUGUAAAUCAUGGAGAGUGUUCAUUCAAUUGUGGAUUGGUCUGUUUUAUAGUGCAUCAGGAUUCGGAUCAUGUAGAAUACUUUUUAAAUACUUAAUUUGACUGUUUUUAUUAUAAUCUUUUGUUUUCAUAUUUUUUAAUGUGUUUU